UCCCGCUCCUUCUUUUCCCAGGAGAGCCUCAUUAUGUUUAGUUUGUCCUGGAAGUGGAGGGAAUAGACCAGGAUCGGCCUUGGUCCGGCUCUGGGGUCCAGCUUGGUGAAGGAUGGAGAGCGGUGGCACCUCUGGAUGACAGGACGGGCGGGAAAAUUAGCUCCGGCAAGAAGCUGCGGGAUCAGACGAGUCAUGAAGGAUGUCCUAACCCUCGGGUUUCUCAGGGACAGAGAUGAAGUCCGGCUCCGGCUCGAUCUUUCAGGUAUGGUCCCGUACUGAUGGCGCACUCUGAGCUGUUUGUGACGAGAGCUCCCUCUGUGGAGGGGAAAGGUGUUGAGCUGGAUGUCCUGAGUUUUCUGGACUCUUUAGGGGAUGAGAACAGUACUGCAGAGAGAUGCUACCGCUCACACUCCCGCAGCAGCGUCCUCCAGGGUCUGCCGUUUGGAGGGGUGCCUACAGUCCUCGCCAUCAAUGUCGUGCUCUGGAUGUUCCUGUUGCUCAUCUUCUCCUGCCUGAGGAAGGCUGCAUGGGACUACGGCCGCCUGGCUCUGCUGAUGGAGAAUGACAGUCUCACAUCCCUGUUUUAUGGAGAACCAAGUGAGAAAGAAAAGUCCCCGUCAGAAUCCAGCCCCUCUGACUCUGAGACCAAGGACAUGGGCUUCUGCUCGUGGCUCUCAUCACUUUACCAUAUGAAGGAUGAGGAGAUCCGUAGCAAAUGCGGCAUCGACGCCGUCACAUACCUGUCCUUCCAGCGCCACAUCAUCCUGCUCAUGGCGGUGGUUUGCCUGCUGUCUUUGGCUGUAAUCCUGCCGGUCAACUUUUCCGGGAACCUCCUGGGAGACAGUCCUGAAAACUUUGGAAGAACAACACUGGCUAAUGUUAGUGCAAAGGACAGCUUUCUGUGGCUCCACAGCAUCUUUGCUCUGGUCUACUUCAUCAUAACAUCGCUGUGUAUGGCUCACCAUCUGAUCCGGCUGGAGUACAGAGAAGAUGAGAAGGUAGCCAGGACGCUGAUGAUAACCUCCAUACCAAGAGAGAUCUCUGACCCAGGACUCAUCACCAAACACUUCCAUGAGGCCUACCCCAGCUGUACUGUCACUGAUAUCCGUUUCUGCUUUGAUGUUCACAAGCUGAUGAGGCUGGACCUCGAGAGGCGUAAGGCAAUGAAAGGCAGGCUCUAUUUUGCCACAAAGGCCCAAAAGGAGGGGAAGAUCAUGAUCAAGACCCAUCCAUGUGCUCAGAUAUUCUGCUGCGACAUCUGUGGCUUCGAAAAGGUGGAUGCAGAACAGUACUACAGCGAGUUAGAAGAAAAACGCACAGACGAGUUUAAUGCCGAGAAGAACCGCAUCUCCAUGAAGAGGCUGGGCAUCGCCUUUGUGACUUUUCGUGAUGAGAGGAUGACUGCUGUCAUUGUGAAGGACUACAGCUGUGUACGCUGCCGUCGUAGACCUCAACAGUCCAGCAUCACCACUGUGGUGCAGUCGCACAAAUGGGGGGUCAGCUAUGCACCUGCUCCUAGUGACAUCAUCUGGGAGAACCUGUCGGUGUGCGGAUCUCGCUGGUGGCUCCGCUGUGUCCUCCUCAACAUCCUCCUCUUCCUGCUGCUCUUCUUCCUCACCACCCCCGCCAUCAUUGUCAACACCAUGGACAAGUUCAACGUCACAAGGCCCGUGGACAGUCUGCGGAGCCCCGUCAUUACCCAGUUCUUCCCAACCCUCCUGCUGUGGGCGUUCUCGGUGCUCCUGCCCUUCAUCGUCUACUACUCAGCCUUUUUUGAGUCCCACUGGACCAGAUCUGGUGAGAACCAAGUGACGAUGCACAAGUGCUUUUUCCUGUUGGUCUUCAUGGUCAUCAUCCUGCCCUCACUUGGUCUGUCCAGUCUGGACCUGUUCUUCACAUGGCUCUUUGAUGUACACUUCUUGGAUGAAAAGGAGGUCAAAUUCCAGUGUGUGUUUCUGCCUGACAACGGUGCAUUCUUUGUAAACUAUGUGAUCACGUCCAGUCUGAUUGGCACAUCUAUGGAGCUGCUUCGUAUCCCAGCGCUGACGGUGUACGCAGUCCGCCUCUGCUUCGCUAAGUCCCAAGCCGAACGCAUUCAUGUCAAACGGAGUCAGGCCUAUGAGUUCCAGUUUGGCCUGGAGUACGCCUGGACCAUGUGUAUCUUUGCAGUCAGUAUGACCUACAGCAUCACAUGUCCUAUUAUUACGCCCUUUGGUCUGCUCUAUGUGAUUCUGAAGCACAUGGUUGACCGAUAUAACAUCUACUAUGCAUACGUUCCCACCAAACUCAGCCAGCGGAUCCACAGAGCAGCCAUCAACCAGGUCAUCCUGGCUCCCAUCCUCUGCAUGUUCUGGCUGCUCUUCUUCUCUACGCUCAGAUUAGGUCCAGUGCAUCCCAUCACCCUCUUCACCUUAGUGUCCCUGCUGUCCUGUAUUGCCUUUUCCCUCUUCCGCUUGUGCCUUAGGAAGCAGCCAGACAAGUCAACGAGCUACCAGAUGUCUGAUCAGCCAGCAGAGGGGAUAUUUGUUGAUGGAGACAGGACGACUGUAACAUCCACCACCGCCUCCAAUCUGUUUGUGGCAUCCGUGCUGCUGGAGCCAGAGCUGGCUUUGACUCCCAUGCCCUCCCCAGCCCACCACAGCUACGGGGCCAUGGCCAGCUCCCAGAGUUCAGUCCAUGGCCCAGCGGAGGAAGAGGAGUGCGAGGAAGACCACGCCCAAACUCAUGAGACUGAGCUCCAAGACCCCCCGGACCCUUGCUGCUCCAGCCCUCUCAUGGACAGCCCCAUGGGCUUCCACUAACACCAAAUCCCCCAAGCUGAUUCCACUUGUUUUCACCUGUGGACUGCUAAACGCUGCAAUGCUGACCUCAGACUCCAACUAAGCUGCCUCAGACCCUGAGACCAGACUGGGUUUGUUAGAAAGGAUUAAAAACCAGGUGAGGAAAGAAGCUUGAUAUGUCAGGAGCAGGAUCCAUGUUAACAUCACUACAAAUAUGUAGACAGCAGUUUACCAAAACAUUUCUUGGACACAAACAUCAAUCUCCACAGAAGAUACAUCCCUAAAUGUACAGAUUACUUUAUUUAAACUAUUGGAUGCUCCAUGUCAGGAAUAACAGCUUCCUCUACAGCUUCAUUUGCAAGUUAAAAAGGUUUAGCGACCUGGGUGGAAUUGCCAUAUACUCUGUCCAUGCGGUGCCACUUGGACAUGAGUGACAUGAGUGGAGGUGAAAGUUCCCAUCAGAGUGGGUGGUGUGAGCAGGCUCGCCCCGGCAGAGUGGUCUGGUUGCGGGUGAUAUGUGGUUCCUCGGCGGUAGAGCUUGGGAAGGCUGAGGGUGAGGGCAGCUAGUUGUGAAGCCAUCUGCAGUGAGAGAGCAGACAGACGGAGAGCCAAAUGUAUCUGUGAGAUGUAUUAUAAUAUAUGUACACUCUCUCCACGGAGGCACAAGCAGCUUGACUGUACCUGAAGCUUGUUGUAACUAUUAUCAAUUUAAGGUUGCUAUUUUUGCUACAGUAUUUUUGGUGUCAUUGAUAUUGCGCUUUGAUUUGGGGGCAUGGGUUUCUGGAUAUUGGAUAAGGAUUUGCAGAGCCGUCCCAUCUUAAUCAGACGUUUCCCUUAUUAUCCCGUUUUUACUGUGUAUGUGACACAAUCAAAUUCUUAUUUCUGUAUUCUAAAGAAGUAGUUCAGCAUUUAACAUAUGCUAGUUGUUUUUUUGGCAGAGAGUUAGAUGAGAGGACCAAUACCACUCUUACAUCUUAACAGUAAAUAAAGCCUCAUUCCCACUGCACAAAAAAUCUGCUAACAUCCAAAACCAUCAAUUGUUUUUAUGCAGUGGGAAAGCGGAUGAUCAGCAUUCACACCUUGGUCAAAUGACUCUGUAGUAGACACAGGUAUUUACCGCAUCCAGCUCCAAUGGGCAUUGAUGGGAACACAACACCUGGCUGAAUGCACUCCUUAGCCAGCAAGAUGCAAUGACAUGAUUACCACGCGUCUCCACAAAGGCAGCGCUAAAACAUAGAUCCAAAUCAGUCUGCACCGAGUUUGAAAGGCAGACUGAAUAAGAGAUAUAUUAAGAUAAGUAACCACCAUAGAGAUUCCACAGACCUCUGUCCAUGCUGCUUUCUACUGUUUACCUGUUCUCCAGUCCGUCCGCAAUGUCACAUGGGCACACCAGAAGUACUCACACACUCAAACACACAAAAGGCACAUGCAUCUGCUGCAGAGCCAUGUACAAACUGUGCUCUGCUGCUGAUGGGAAAGCAGUCUCUAACCUGUUUUUUUCUGGGUGUACCCAUGUUUGAAAAACCCUGGUGCACGUGAUAAUUUUGUUGGGAAAGGCGUAUAAGAAGCUACGGCCAUUCAACUUAGCUUAGCACAAAGAAAAUACUUGCCUCAGAAACUAUGAUAGAUCUUGGAUAGCCCAAGCAACCUCUUACUGUCAUCGAGCAGUAACCUCCAGGGCUGAAAAAUGAAGCCUACACAAAAGUGUGCAAGUAAAGGGCAGUUGCUCAAAUGGCCACUUGAGGCUGGCUCCAAAAGUGGGUCAAUUCCCAUAGACCCCAAUGUUAAA
This is a messenger RNA of Plectropomus leopardus (leopard coralgrouper), 4569 nucleotides long. It is a transcript of the gene tmem63c, whose product is annotated as transmembrane protein 63C. The record is from RefSeq and is a predicted model, not a curated record. Gene Ontology annotation, molecular function: calcium-activated cation channel activity. NCBI's taxonomy places the organism in Eukaryota, Metazoa, Chordata, Actinopteri, Perciformes, Serranidae. Gene Ontology annotation, cellular component: plasma membrane.